ACUGAAAACAAAAAUGGAGCAAAGAACCUGCAGAGCUUCAAUAGUUGUUCUUUUGACUUUACUUCAAGGUUUUCUCUCCUGUGAUGCUGUGGAGAUUCAGCCCUCCAGGAACCCAGCGGUUGUGGGGAGCACAGUGACGCUGUCGCUCACUCCUUCUGUGUCUCUGACCAGUGGAAACUGGGCAGUGGAUGAAACCUUCAUCCUCACGUGGCUCGGGGAGCAGCAGGCAGUUUUUCCGGGCUACAGCGGCAGGGCUUCUGUGAAUGUGACCAGUGGAGCGCUCACGCUGCGCGCCCUCACCGUCAGCGACUCAGGGCUCUAUCAGGUGCAGAGCGGCCACCCGCUGCUGAAGGCCAGUGUUUUCCUCACUGUUGUAGAGCCCAUUUCCAACGUGACCCUCAGAGUAAAUCGGAGCGAUCUGAUAGAGCAUCAAGCCUCAGGCCUCAUCAGCUGCUCCGUCUCUGCCGGAUCUUCUCUCUCUUUCCGCUGGAUGAACGGCAGCUCUGAGGUCACAGCCGCUGACAGAGUUCAGUUCACCGACGGAAACUCCUCUCUCAAUAUUGUCAGAGUGAGCCGCUACGAUUCAGGACCAUUUAGAUGUGAAGCAUUUAAUCCUAUCAGUAAUGGGACCAGUGAUUCAGUAAACUUCACUGUCAGCUACGGCCCGGAUAACAUGCGCCUCACAGUGAAUGGACUGAACGCCACUGUCUUCUCUGCUGGGUCCAAUCUGAGCAUGCUCUGUCUGGCAGAGUCCAACCCUCCUGCUCAGCUUCAGUGGGGCUUCAGGGGAAAUCUUGUGAAUGCUACAGGGACAAUGUUGGAGCUUUUCCACGUCAGACCGGACCAAAGUGGUCCAUAUUCCUGCCUGGCCUUCAACAGCCGCACAAACCUGUACAACAAUGUAACAACACACAUCACAAUAUCGAGGUCGGAACGACUGCAAGCCAACGUUUUCCUUCUUCCUCUGCUGUUGUUGGCUGGAUUCGCUUUGCCACUUUCAGAUCCUGUCCACAGCCAAAUCAUAUAUCCUUCUGAGAACCCCGUACCACUGCGGAGCAACGUGACCAUCAUCAGCAAUACCAACAUUACCUUGGGAACAUGGACAUUUGACAACAAUCUCCUGGCAUUAAUUUACCCUGGAGGGUUUCGUUUAAGUGCAGCUAAACGUGACAGGUUUAUUUAUGAUUCCAACACAUCGUCUCUGACUAUAAUAUCAGCACAACUGGCCGACUCUGGUGUGUACAAGUUAGAAGAAAUGGACAAGUUUUCUGUUCAGGUGCAGCUGUCAGUCCAAGAGCCAAUUUCAAAUGUGACUUUAUCAGCACAAAGGACGGAUCUGGUGGAGUUCAACGAUACAGCGGUCUUUGUUUGCUCAGUCUCCACCGGGACGUCUUUGUCUUAUAAAUGGUUGGCAAGAAACUCAGAAAUAUCAACUGGAGCAGGUGUGCUGCUCAGCAAUGGCGGUGCCAAUCUUAGCAUAGCCGGGCUGACCCGCUAUGACGAGGGACCAUACAGGUGCAAUGUGUCCAAUGGACUUGGAUAUAAUGUCAGCUCACCUAUUCAUCUGAACGUCAGCUAUGGACCAAACAAUGCAACCAUGACAGUCGACCCCGUGAAGCACACGUACAGAUCAGGGUCGAACAUCACACUGUGGUGCUCCGUGGAGUCCAGACCCACAGCAAUGGUCCAGUGGAUGUUGGAUGGAGUCAACCUUAACAAGUCUGGGUUACAGCUUCACCUGCAGAACGUCAAAGAAAACAACACAGGAACCUACAAAUGUUUGUUUCACAACACGGUCACAAUGAGGUUCAGCAGUGACAGUACAGUGAUACGGGUGAUGGAUCCGAUAUCAGCAGUGGUCAUGAGUGAGGCUAAAGGACCAGCAGUACUAGAUGAGGCAUUUAGUCUCCAGUGUGAAGCGACUGGACUUGUUGGCAGCAUCCAGUGGUGGAAAAACGGCAGCCUAAUAACUCCUGAUAAUAGAACUACGUUUGGCAACAAGACUCUGACGCUCAAUCCAGUCCAGCUUUCUGAUGGUGGAAUCUACAUGUGUCACGUUUUUAAUCUCGUGAGCAACUUGACCAGCGACGCCUUCGCUGUUGUAGUGAACUAUGGACCAAUGAAGCCAACUGUAAUGGGACCAAAUGUGGUGAAGUCAGGAAACACUGCUACCUUCAAUUGCUCAGCAGAAUCUGUUCCACUGAGUCUCUACCAAUGGUACUUCAAUGGUUCUGUGGUCUCCAACAUGUCUGAGUAUACAACACCCUCACUCACCAAAGACAUGAGCGGGUACUACAUCUGCAUGGCCUUAAACACCAUCACAGGGAAGAACAGCACUGCCAGCAUAAUGCUCAGAGUUGUUGAUCCGAUACGAAAUGUUCAAGUCGAAGCUCAGAUGAAUCUUGCUGUUGAAGGUCAUCCUUAUAAUUUAACCUGCAGAGUAAAUGAAACUUUUGACCAUAUUUACUGGAUGAGAAACGGUGAAAAACUGAAUCCUGACAACAGAACUACAAUCCUCAUGGAAAAUAUGACAAUGAGUUUCAUGAGCAUGCAGCGAAAUGACACUGGAAACUACACAUGCCUGGCUGCUAAUGCUGUAGGAAACAUGGCCAGCAAACCCUUCAUGCUCCUGGUCAACUAUGGUCCAGAUAUGCCAGUCAUCAUGGGACCAAGAGCAGUACAGACAGGGGACAAUGCCACACUCAGAUGCCAUGCAAAGUCGGUGCCUCCAAGUCUCUACCAAUGGCACUUCAAUGGUUCUGUGGUCUCCAACAUGUCUGAGUACAUGACACCUCCUCUAACACAAGACAUGAGCUGGAAGUACACCUGCAUGGCCUUAAACACCAUCACUGGAAAGAACAGCAGUGCCAGCAUGAUGCUCGCAGUUGUUGAUCCAAUACAGAGUGUGGAAAUACAAGCUCAGAUGAAUUCUGCCAUGGAAAAUUAUUCAUAUAAUCUAACGUGCAACGUAGUUGGGCCUGCUGAUUAUAUCUACUGGAUGAAAAGUGGUAAUCUGCUGCUUGCAGACAACACAACCAUUUUCGAUAUGAACAACAAGACAGUCAUGUUCCUGGCAUUGAACAGUUCUGACAGUGGACAAUACCAAUGUGUCGCAGUAAAUGCUUUGGGAAACAUGACAAGCGCUGACUACACGCUUCAUGUCAUCUAUGGACCAAAGAUGCCAACUAUCUCAGGACCAAAAGCAGUGAAGCCAGGAAGCAGUGCAACACUUUCCUGCUACGCACCAUCAUACCCACCAAGUUUCUACAGAUGGUACUUCAAUGAUACUCUGGUUUCCAACAUGUCAAAGUACAUGACACCUCCUGUCACUGAAGAGAAGAGUCUAAAGUACACGUGCAUGGCCUUCAACAACAUCACAGGGAAGAACAGCAGUGCCAGCAUAACAAUCACAGCUAUUGCAUCAAUUAAAAAUGUACAAAUAGAUACACUAACAUCGGAUGCCAUGGAAGGUCACUCAUAUAAUUUAAUGUGCAAUGUAACUGGAGAUGUGGAUAAUAUUUACUGGAUGAAAAAUGGUGAACAAAUUCAUCAAGACAACAGCACUGUUUUCUCUAUGGACAACAAGACAGUCAACUUUAUGCCAGUAGAUCGUUAUGAUGCUGGAGACUAUGUAUGCAUGGCUGUGAAUCCCGUUGGAAACCUGACGAGCAGCGCUUACCUGCUUCAGGUCAUCUUUGGACCAGAUGAACCCAUAAUUCAUGGGCCAGAGUUUGGGGAAGCAGGACGCAAUGCGGUCUUCAACUGUUCUGCCGCAUCGAUGCCUCCCAGCACCUACAGUUGGUGGUUUAAUGACUCCUUGAUGGCCAAUACCUCAGAGUUCACAGCUGGGCCGCUUUCUUUCAACAUGAGUGGCACAUAUACAUGUGUGGCCCACAAUCAUGUGACAGAGAAGAACAGCACAACCUCUAAAAUGCUCGCUGUCAUAGAGGGAAUAGAUUCAGUGAUGAUUCAAAACAACUUGACUCCAAUAAGCAAUGAAAAUUUUACCCUCACAUGUCGCGUUGUUGGGCCCUAUGACGCCCUCUACUGGAUGAAAGAUGGCAUGCAGCUCAGCCUGAAUGCCUCCGAUCCAGCCCCAUCCUUGUACAUUACUGAAGACAACAUUCUGCACUUCACCCAGCUGACAACACAGAGUAACGGGGCCUAUCAGUGUGUCGCAACCAACAAGGCUGCUCUGCAUAAGAGUCAACAGUACAAACUUCUUGUUCACUAUGGUCCAUUGAACAUGAACAUCUCUGGUCCAGGGUCAGCAAAAGAUGGUGCCGUUGUGUCUCUGAAUUGCACUGUUGACUCUUACCCGGAGUGUGACUUCUACUGGUUCUUAAAUAAUAAAUCAUCACUUCUUAAGAUAGGAUCUGUUGUCAGUUUCUCUGCAACUAGAGGACAAGUAGGGGAUUACAUAUGCGUCGCAACAAACCCAGUGACAAACGUCACAAUGACGCAAACUAAAUCUUUUGCUAUUGAAAAUCAUGCCUCUGCAAACCACAUCACAAACAAAGGAGCUGUGCUGCUCAUGGGUUUGUGUCCUGUCCUUGUUCACCUGCUGCUCCUUUGAGUCCUGCCCGACGGACCACUGGCUCCCGCUACAAGCCUUCAAUCUCACAAUAUUACUACUGAAAUGACACAACAAUCUCUGGGUUAAAACUGAAUAAUUCAUAUGCUUCUCCAGUUCUGUCACUGUUGUUAAUUUUAUUACUGGCUUGUACCAUGUGCAAACGUGGUACAAGGCAUAUCUGUACUGUCUUACAGUAAGAGUCAUGAGUGCAAUCCUUUUAAAUAGCCUGCAAAUCCUUCAGCACAAAUUACAGAUUCUUCACACUUAAUACCUGAUCUUUUUCUUAGAUAACCAAUUAAUUAUUAAUUAAUUAUCAUAUUUAAUUUAAGGUAAUGUUAUUACACACUUAUUUACUGGUUUUUACUUGCUAAUCAAUAAAAUAAACAGAAACAUUGAUUAUAGAGACUUUAUUGAAGAGGUUAUAACAAUUUUGUGUUAACAUGGACAGCCUGUCUGCAAAAUGUAAUCAGCACUUUGUUUAAAAUGUAAAAUAUGUAUGAAAAUAAAAAAAAUAAAAAAGUUA
Molecule: messenger RNA, 5099 nt
Organism: Poecilia latipinna (sailfin molly)
Lineage: Eukaryota; Metazoa; Chordata; Actinopteri; Cyprinodontiformes; Poeciliidae
Product: hemicentin-1-like
Exons: 19
Coding region: 14-4576 (1520 amino acids)
Source: RefSeq, a predicted model, not a curated record